GUACUGGUGUAUGUGAAUAAUGUCGAAAGAGGUCAGCCAGAAAUAUAUGUUGUGUUGGAAGAGGCACAGAUCGGUGUUCGUAUACGUGAAUCGUACGCACUGGAUAUUGAUCGCUUAUCAAAUUAUCAGGAGAGCAUGGGUAUGCUGGAUGUCACCCUUAGUGUGCCACCACAAUACGGAGUUCGUCCCGAUGGUGACAAGACCAAAGAGCAAGAGCAACGUCGUUACUAUAAUCUGCCGAAG
Messenger RNA from Anisakis simplex (herring worm), 243 nucleotides. The record is from the annotation of a GenBank genome assembly. Lineage: Eukaryota; Metazoa; Nematoda; Chromadorea; Rhabditida; Anisakidae.